Messenger RNA from Adelges cooleyi (spruce gall adelgid), 3102 nucleotides. Its product is annotated as oxysterol-binding protein-related protein 9. The transcript is spliced from 17 exons. Gene Ontology annotation, cellular component: cytosol; intracellular membrane-bounded organelle; membrane. Lineage: Eukaryota; Metazoa; Arthropoda; Insecta; Hemiptera; Adelgidae. The record is from RefSeq and is a predicted model, not a curated record. The coding region runs from base 231 to 2444 and encodes 737 amino acids. Gene Ontology annotation, molecular function: sterol binding.
UACUAUAUUACACAAUAAAAUGCCGUUGAUUAAUUGUUUUCUAAUCCACGAUAUACCUUAAUAAACCUAAUAAAUGUUGACUCAUUAUGAAGUUAUUCAAUUAUGAGUUAUGAUCAUUUUUUAGCACUUUGAUAUAAAUUACGCAUGCGAAUUAAUAGCUAAAAUAAAUUAAGAAAUCUAGUGUUAAUAAUUUUUUUAAUUACUCCCAACUCGUUAUAAUCUACUUUAGAAUGGAGGGAACAUUGAGCAAAUGGACAAAUGUUGUUAAGGGAUGGCAAUAUCGCUGGUGUGUGCUAGAUGACAUUUCUGGGACACUAUCGUAUUAUACUUCACGUGAGAAAAUGGUGCGUGGAGUACGCCGUGGUUGUGUUCGUUUAAAAGGGGCAAUAAUUGGUAUUGACGACGAAGACAAUCUAACGUUUACUGUAACCGUCGACGGAAAAACAUUCCAUUUUCAAGCAAGAACUCGUGCCGACCGAGAGCUUUGGAUUCGUGCUUUAGAAGACACUGUACAAAAACAAUUGUUUGGCUAUACAGCUAACCAAAUACAGGUCAACAAUGACUCUAUCGUGCCAACACUGGAAGCUUUUGAUAAAAAACUAGGAGAAGCUGAUGCCUAUUUACAACUACUUAUAGAACAAACCAAGAAUUUGGAAAUCAAAAUGUGUUCAAUGUGUGAAGAAGAUAAAGUUCAAUGUGAAUAUUUGUUAUCACAAACAAAUAAAUUAAUGGACCAAGUAAAACAUUCAAUUGUAAUGCUACAAAUUGCCAAGAACACGGCGUUCCCUAUAAACGGUGCGUGUAGAUCAACUUCUAUGUCUACUGAUUAUGAUUUUCCUAGUUUAGAAGGUGAUUCAGGAAGUAUAGAGUAUGGAGCAGAAUGUGAAGAACUCGAAAGAAGAGAUUCUCAACCCAUAGAUAAUGAUGUGCCAGAUGUUUCGUAUUCUUCGUCAGAAGACGAUUUCUAUGAUGCUUAUGAAGAUGAAGAGGAAUGGACAAAAAAAAAUGAAGUAGAGCCAGUGCCUACAAUGCGACGAAAAUACAAAAACCGAAUGAUCACCAGUGGAAAUGAUGCGCCUACAGAAAAUACUAGUCACGUAAGACCAGAUAAUUGUGAUUUAAAUGAAACGCCUGUAGAUAAUAUUAGCAGGAAAUCUUCUACUAUAUCAAAAAAUAAAGAAACCUAUAGAGAUACUAUGAUACCUACUUAUCCUGAUGGUUCUAUAAACUAUGAUGCUAUAUAUGAAGAUCAAGAUGAGUCUGAUGUAACUAUGCAGGGUUCAGUUGUUACCCACUUAAUAUCCCAAGUUAAAAUUGGUAUGGACCUAACCAAAGUAGCGUUACCAACUUUCAUUUUAGAAAAGCGUUCAUUAUUGGAAAUGUAUGCUGAUUAUUUAGCACAUCCGGAUUUAUUCCUUAAAGCAAACGAUUUAAAUACACCAGAAGAACGAAUGCUUCAAAUAGUGCGAUGGUAUUUGUCUUCAUAUCAUGCUGGUCGAAAUUCUUCUGUGGCUAAAAAACCUUACAACCCUAUUCUUGGUGAAGUAUUUCGUUGUCAUUGGGACGUUCCUGGCAUCAAAGAAGACGACUCUGAACCAUCUAAUGACAUUACUACGUCAUCAAAUUUGGAUGCAAUAAAAUUUGAAGAAGAAGAAUCAGAAGAAAAUCCAUUACCUUGGACUGAUUCAGACCAACUAAUAUUUCUAGCCGAACAAGUGUCUCAUCAUCCACCUAUUUCUGCAUUUUACGCUGAACACAAGAAAAAAAAAGUUUCCCUUUGUGCCAAUGUUUGGACCAAAUCCAAGUUUCUUGGGUUAUCUGUUGCUGUUCACAAUGUUGGACAAGGAGUAGUAAGACUUUUAAAACACAAAGAAGAGUAUAUAUCAACGUUCCCUAGUGGAUAUGGAAGAUCUAUCUUAACUGUGCCAUGGAUUGAGUUAGGUGGAUCUGUAACGAUUACUUGUCCACAAACUGGUUACCAUUGUGAAAUAGAAUUUUUAACUAAACCAUUUUACGGUGGAAAAAAACAUCGAGUUACAGCUGAAGUAUUUGCACCGAAAACCAAAAAAUCAUUUGUUACAAUAAGUGGUGAAUGGAAUGGUUCUAUGGAGGCAAAAUAUGCAGAUGGGAGAACCGAAAUGUUUGUCGAUACAAAAGCCGUUGAUGUCAUUAAAAAAAGAGUACGUAAAGUAGCUGAACAAGAACCAAAUGAAUCAAGAGUAAUUUGGAAAGAAGUGACAUUAGGCCUUAAAGUUGACAAUGUUGAUCAAGCUAGUCAGGCUAAAGCUGACAUAGAACAAAAACAAAGAAAUGAAGCUGAAGCACGGAGAGAACGCAAUGAAACCUGGAUACCAAAGUGGUUUGUACGAAAUGGUGAAAGUUGGGAAUAUAAGUAUCCGCUAGAGAAGCGUGUUGGUGUUACAUUUAAUUCACAUCCUUCUUGACAUCCUUGAGUUCAUAUUAAUAAAAGUACUAAAUUAUCUAUAUCACUUUAAAAAAAAUGUAUCGAAGAUAUUACUAUUUUAGAAAAAUUUUAAUGAUCAAUAUAUUUUAUUUUUGUUCCAAAAGUUUUUAUCCAUCGACUUUAAAAAAAAAUUGGUUAACAGCCAAAAUUUUGUUGCAAUCAAACUAUAUUAUUAUUGUAUUUUGUGUACGUUAAGUCGGAAUAGUGAAAUUUUGUCAUUAUUGUUGUUACCUGUGUUAAUGUUUAAUGUAUAUUAUUCAAUUUGAUUAUGAAACCAUUUCAUACAUAUAUAUGUAUGUAUUUACUAGCCUAUUUAGAUCUUUAAGUUUUGGUACUGAUUUUGUUAUUAUUAUAAUUAUAAUGCUAUGUCCAUGAAAAAAAGGUACACAAUUUAUAUUAUUUAUUACAUAUUAUUAUUAUAACUGUUUGUAUGUGUAGUGCCUAAUUUCUUACCUAGAACCUGGAAAGAAAAGAACAAUAUAAUCUUUAAUUAUUUAACCAACUAAAACGUGAUUAACCUUUUUUUUCUUUGAAUUGUUAAAAUUUUAAUUAAAUUAUAUUUUGUCAGCAUAAAAAUGAUUACUUUUUUUAUAUUUUAUAAUUUUCUUUACAUUUACAAACCACUAUCAUUGAAUUAC